Symbiodinium necroappetens is the source of this 275-nucleotide messenger RNA. The record is from the annotation of a GenBank genome assembly. NCBI's taxonomy places the organism in Eukaryota, Dinophyceae, Suessiales, Symbiodiniaceae.
AUGGCCGAAGCCCCAUUGGCAACAGCUGGGGACGAUGACCAGCUUGACGAGAAGGCUUUAGCGGCGCUCAUCAAGGCGACGGGAGGCAGAAGAGGUUCCACCGGACAGAAGAAGCAGAUCUGCGCCGAUUGUGGUGGCGUGAUCACCACCCUCCUGCUCUCUGGCGGUGAGUAUGCUGAUGGGUGCGAUACAUGUUGGAAAGCCAAUGGCUACGAGGGCGACCCGCCGUGCAACCUCAAGAAGUCACAGUUUCAGCAGAAAGCACAGAAGCAGAU